Messenger RNA from Purpureocillium takamizusanense, 1490 nucleotides. Its product is annotated as Alcohol dehydrogenase (NADP(+)). Gene Ontology annotation, biological process: alcohol metabolic process. The transcript has a single exon. The record is from RefSeq and is a predicted model, not a curated record. Gene Ontology annotation, molecular function: zinc ion binding; alcohol dehydrogenase (NADP+) activity. Bases 215 to 1345 code for a protein of 376 amino acids. Lineage: Eukaryota; Fungi; Ascomycota; Sordariomycetes; Hypocreales; Ophiocordycipitaceae.
UGGACACUGCAGAGAUCGCCCCAGCUCCAGAUCAAAGGAGUGUAGCACCGCAGCAUCCAAGGCACACGAGACCUGCCCCGACAUCUACCCCUGAAUACACGCACCCCCUUUUGAACGACCCCCUUGACCCGGCUGCCGGAUCGAGCAAGGUACAUCAUAUAUACACACACAUUGGAAGACUACGUACAACGAUAGUAGCGAUCCGCCCGCAACCAUGGGCUACCCCGACACCUUUGAGGGCUUCUGCGUCGACGGCCCCAAGACGUGGAGCACGUUCCGGCGGGCCGAGCUCACGCCCAAGCCGUUUGGCGACCGGGACAUCGACGUGCAGAUCGAGGCGUGCGGCGUGUGCGGCUCCGACGUGCACACCAUCACGGGCGGCUGGGGCGACUACGAGGGCCCCCUGUGCGUCGGCCACGAGGUCGUGGGCCGGGCGGUGCGCGUCGGUAAGGGGGUCACCACCUCGGGCAUCAAGGAGGGCGACCGCGUCGGCGUCGGGGCUCAGGUCCACGCCUGUCUCCGCUGCCGGCUGUGCACCGCCCGGCCGCGCACCGAGGAGUGCUACUGCCCGCACGAGAUGGUGGACACGUACAACGCGCAGUACCCGGACGGGUCGUGGGCGCAUGGCGGCUUCGCGAGCCACAUCCGCGCCCACGACUUCUUCACCUUCAAGAUCCCCGACGCGCUCGAGACGGAGGCCGUCGCCCCGCUGCUGUGCGCCGGCAUCACCACCUACUCGCCGCUCGUGCGCGCCGGCGUCGGCCCGGGCAAGCGCGUCGGCGUCGUGGGCAUCGGCGGGCUCAGCCACCUCGCCCUGCAGUGGGCCAAGGCCCUCGGCGCAGAGACGUACGCCCUCACGCACUCGCCCGGCAAGGCCCACGACGCGCGCAAGCUGGGCGCCAAGGGCGUCAUCGUGACGAAGGCCGCGGGGGCUAAGGGCGAUGGGGACAAGGACGCCAGCGCCUGGGCCGACGACUGGAAGUACACCUUCGACUUCAUCCUCAACUGCGCCGACGCCACCGACAAGUUCCACCUGCCCACCUACUUCUCGCUGCUCAAGCCCGGCUGCGACUUCCACAUGGUCGGCAUCCCGGACAAGCCGCUGCCCGAGCUCAGCGCCGGUGCCUUUGCCGCCAACGGCGCCAAGCUGACGGGCAGCCACCUCGGCAACAACCAGGAGAUGAAGGACAUGCUGCAGCUGGCCGCCGACAAGGGCGUGCGCGCCUGGGUCGAGACCAUUGACAUUUCCGCGGACGGCUGCAAGCAGGCCGUCGAGCGCCUCAAGGAGAACAAGGUCCACUACCGCUUCACCCUGACGGGCUUUGACAAGGCGUUUAAAGCCUAGAUAGACAUGUUAGUAGACCGGGCACGGUAAAGUGGUCCAGGGGGGCGUUUAACAGUAAGUCUGUAUAUAUAGGCGGUUGGUGGGUAUGAGAAUUCAGGGAUGCGGAGUUGGGGGGGUUUCUGAUACAAAAUGAACCAAGUCCGGU